This is a messenger RNA of Fonsecaea monophora, 1056 nucleotides long. RefSeq lists its product as hypothetical. Lineage: Eukaryota; Fungi; Ascomycota; Eurotiomycetes; Chaetothyriales; Herpotrichiellaceae. The coding region runs from base 1 to 1056 and encodes 351 amino acids. The transcript has a single exon. The record is from RefSeq and is a predicted model, not a curated record.
AUGUCACUCAGAUCGAUUAUCGAGUGGACUCCCUACCCAAACGUCAUUGUCACCAUAGAGGAGCCUCUUCCGUCCAGCCAGCCAACGACGCCUGAUGUCAAGCAAGAGCCUGAGGUGAAGCAAGAGCCUGAGGUGAAACAAGAGCCUGAGGUGAAACAGGAGCCUGAUGUGAAACAAGAGCCUGAUAUCGAACAAGAGCCUGAUGUCAAGGAAGAGCCUGAUAUCAAACAGGAGCCUCAUGUCAAGGAGGAGCCUGAGGUGAAACAAGAGCCUGGUGUCAAGCAAGAGCCUGAUAUCAAACAGGAGCCUCAUGUCAAGGAGGAGCCCCAGGUGAAACAAGAGCCUGGUGUCAAACAAGAGCCUCAUGUCAAGGAAGAGCCUGAUAUCAAACAGGAGCCUCAUGUCAAGGAUGAGCCUGAGGUGAAACAAGAGCCUGAUGUCAAACAAGAGCCUCAUGUCAAGGAAGAGCCUGGCGUCAAACAAGAGCCUGAUGUCAAACAGAAAUCCAGAGCCGCAGAGAGCACCGUGCCCGCUCAGCAGUCAAGCAUGGGUCAACAAAGCGUGGUUUGGACCCUGUUCCGUCUUCCGUAUAGCUCAGUGAUGCUGACGUUCCCCUUUCAGAUCAGCCGCAAGUACCAAUUUGUCCGGUGUUGGAGAGACGAGGUGCCGGGACAACGACAGCCAGGGCCAAAUGAGGACGCAUCGAGAGAUUGGCCAUUUCCAAUCCCUCCCGGGGUAGUCUCUAUCUGUCCGCUGUUUGAUGGCACCUGGGAGCUGGCGGUCCUCACGAGUCACGUUCGGGACCUCGAGUUGGUGAUCAACAAGAACCUCACACUGGAAAAGAACUACAAUCCUCUGACACCGACGGGGGUUGAUCUGAUUUGGUGGCCGUAUCAUCACGCCACUAAGCUUCGCAGAAUCAUGUUGCACACACGAGUGACGAUCGAGGGUGAAAAGCCCGGGUUACGUGGUGCGCUGUACCGUGCCCUGGGCGAGCAGUGUGGAGUGUCAGGUGUAAUGGUGCUCAUGCGGCAUGGCAGGCCAUUGAUUUUUUGA